Molecule: messenger RNA, 2311 nt
Organism: Equus caballus (horse)
Lineage: Eukaryota; Metazoa; Chordata; Mammalia; Perissodactyla; Equidae
Gene: IDH1
Product: isocitrate dehydrogenase (NADP(+)) 1
Biological process (GO): isocitrate metabolic process; NADP+ metabolic process
Cellular component (GO): mitochondrion; cytosol; peroxisome
Molecular function (GO): magnesium ion binding; isocitrate dehydrogenase (NADP+) activity; NAD binding
Source: RefSeq, a predicted model, not a curated record
GGGGGCGGGGCCACGGAGUGGGCGUGGCCGGAAAGUGGGCCGAGGGGCCGAUCCCGGUGGACAAAAGCCGGCGGCGAAGCCUGCGGGACUGCGCUGCGGUUCCUGCGGAGGCGGUGUCAGGAGCCCGGACGGCGUGUGCCCGCGCGGACUAAGGACAGAGACCGCGCUCGGCGAGUCUGCAGGAGCGAGGGCCGGCGACUGCACGUUGCGAGGGUUUACGGAAGUCAAAAUGUCUCAAAAAAUCCGUGGCGGUUCUGUGGUAGAGAUGCAAGGAGAUGAAAUGACACGAAUCAUCUGGGAGUUGAUUAAAGAGAAACUCAUUUUUCCCCACGUGGAGCUGGACUUGCACAGCUAUGAUUUAGGCAUAGAGAAUCGAGAUGCCACCAAUGACCAGGUCACUAAGGAUGCCGCAGAAGCCAUAAAGAAGUACAACGUGGGUGUCAAGUGUGCUACCAUCACCCCUGACGAGAAGAGGGUUGAGGAGUUCAAGCUGAAGCAAAUGUGGAAAUCGCCAAACGGCACCAUCCGAAAUAUCCUGGGUGGCACUGUCUUCAGGGAGGCCAUUAUCUGCAAAAAUAUCCCCCGGCUGGUGAGCGGGUGGGUGAAACCCAUCAUCAUAGGUCGUCAUGCUUAUGGGGACCAAUACAGAGCAACCGAUUUUGUUGUUCCUGGGCCCGGAAGAGUAGAGAUAACCUACACACCGAGUGAUGGAUCCCAGAAAAGGACCUACCUAGUACAUAACUUUGAAGAGGGCGGCGGCGUGGCCAUGGGGAUGUACAAUCAAGACAAGUCCAUCGAAGAUUUUGCACACAGCUCUUUCCAGAUGGCUCUGUCUAAGAGCUGGCCCCUGUAUCUGAGCACCAAGAACACUAUUCUGAAGAAAUACGACGGACGUUUCAAAGACAUCUUUCAGGAGAUAUAUGACAAGCAGUACAGAUCCCAGUUUGAAGCCCAGAAGAUCUGGUAUGAGCAUAGGCUCAUCGAUGACAUGGUGGCCCAAGCUAUGAAGUCGGAGGGCGGCUUCAUCUGGGCCUGUAAGAACUACGACGGCGACGUGCAGUCAGACUCCGUGGCCCAAGGAUAUGGCUCUCUCGGCAUGAUGACCAGCGUGCUGGUUUGUCCAGAUGGCAAGACCGUGGAAGCAGAGGCUGCGCACGGCACCGUGACACGCCACUACCGCAUGUACCAGAAAGGACAGGAGACGUCCACCAACCCCAUUGCUUCCAUUUUUGCCUGGACCAGAGGGUUGGCCCACAGAGCCAAGCUCGAUAACAACAAAGAGCUCGGCUUCUUCGCAAAGGCCUUGGAAGACGUCUGCGUUGAGACCAUUGAGGCUGGCUUCAUGACCAAGGACUUGGCUGCUUGUAUUAAAGGUUUACCCAACGUGCAGCGUUCCGACUACCUGAAUACGUUUGAGUUCAUGGACAAGCUCGGAGAAAACUUGAAGAUAAAACUGGCGCAGGCCAAACUCUGAGGUCGCUCCCCGGCCGGGGCGGAUGAGGGCUGUGGCAGCCGGUCCACUGGUUUACAUCUUUCUGUGUAACACUCAAGGGUAAAGGCAGAAUCAAUUUUGUAUUUUGUUUAGAAGCCAGAGUUUAUCUUUUCUAUAAGUUUACAGCAUUUUUCUUGUGUACGGUUAUGCCACCUUCAUGGACAAGGCAGGGGACUUUUUAAAAUUUUACUUUAUUUUCUACUAGGAGCCUAGGAAUUACUUUAGUAAUCAUUUGUACUAAAUGUCACUUUUCUCAUGUUCGAUAUAAAUGACCAAAAUAAAGAAGGCUAGAAAGGGAAAGCUGUAGCCAGAGUGUUGUUCCCUAAGAUACGUGUAAAGCUGAGCUCGCUCCCUCCCUGCCCUCCGUGGCCCGGCACGGGGUGGUCUUGGUGUGACAGACGUCCCGUCAUGUGGGGGUGAGCUGUACUUCGACUUGGCAUGAUUUGGAAUGCAGAGCGUGGGUGUGGUUCAGACGUGUUGAAGACACAGCACUCGUUUUGUAAAGAGCUCCUGUUAAGUGUUUCCAAAAUGCUGAAUAGUUUUGAGGCCGCUGGAGGGUUUGGAACCCAGAGCAAAUACUCCCCAGGGGUUUGUCCCCUGUGUCUGCCACCGCGUCCUGGCCCCGUGUGCUCCGCGUGUUCCGUGCCCCCAGCAGCACGUCCCACCCAAGUGCAGUGACAAGCUGCUCCUCCUAGCCCUUCUGCCGGCCUGUUUUAUUUCCUUGAUGUAAAUAUGAUUUUCCAGAGGUUGAUUGUAAACACUGUGCUAGUCCUGUUCUCCACCUAAACUAUUGAUUUUAAUUAAAAUCAAGUGCCGACA